AUGUUCAAAGAUAAUCUGAAUCAAUGUGUGGAAACGAAUGCAGCCUUGUUUCCGGUACAAGCAGUUGUUAAGACGUGUGAUAGUCACAUCUCCGCGCAAGACAUUCCACCAAAUCUCAUGAAGGAAGUAGAGGAUAACAGUCGUUACAAGACAUUGGAAGCAAACGCCACAUUGUUAAAACUUCUUGUGGAUAAUAAAGAUGGCGUGAGCAAAUCAGAAGUAUUCGACAUGUUGCAUUCGAGGGAUGAAGUUGCGGAACAUAUCGACCUCCCUAUCUUUCCAGAAGAUGCUGAAGAGGGCCGCGUUGAUGUUCCUAUCAUACCUGACUCACAGGCCGAGUUCUUACAAGCUGGUGAGAUAGUUCGUAAGGACUCAGAAGAAAUGCAGUACUCAGAGGAGCCGGUUGGAACAGCAGCUGGUAUUAUGGUACUCGUAACCCUCACCAUCGUGUGUCUCGCUUACACCGCUCUUAUUGUAUGGAGACGGAUAUACUUGAAGAGAAAUGGCCUUAAACAUGAGCUAUUAAGAAAUGAGGAACUCAUUGCCGAGACUAGGAUAGAGGUAUGUUAA
Molecule: messenger RNA, 570 nt
Organism: Pieris macdunnoughi
Lineage: Eukaryota; Metazoa; Arthropoda; Insecta; Lepidoptera; Pieridae
Source: the annotation of a GenBank genome assembly